Messenger RNA from Carlito syrichta (Philippine tarsier), 2303 nucleotides. RefSeq names its product RNA binding motif protein 22 (gene RBM22). The transcript is spliced from 11 exons. Gene Ontology annotation, molecular function: pre-mRNA binding; U6 snRNA binding; metal ion binding. The record is from RefSeq and is a predicted model, not a curated record. NCBI's taxonomy places the organism in Eukaryota, Metazoa, Chordata, Mammalia, Primates, Tarsiidae. Bases 102 to 1364 code for a protein of 420 amino acids. Gene Ontology annotation, cellular component: U2-type catalytic step 1 spliceosome; Prp19 complex; U2-type catalytic step 2 spliceosome.
AAUGGGACGUCACCAGGCCGGCGCUGCCCCGAGGCUCGACGGGAUCGUGGCGGUCUCCUGUCCCGACUCGGAAUCUCCCGCGGCCUCCGGACGCUCCCAAGAUGGCGACCUCGCUGGGUUCCAACACCUACAACAGGCAGAACUGGGAGGAUGCGGAUUUCCCCAUUCUGUGUCAGACGUGUCUUGGAGAAAACCCUUACAUCCGAAUGACCAAAGAAAAGUAUGGGAAGGAAUGCAAAAUCUGUGCCAGACCAUUCACAGUGUUUCGCUGGUGCCCUGGAGUCCGCAUGCGUUUCAAGAAGACUGAAGUGUGCCAGACCUGCAGUAAAUUGAAGAAUGUCUGUCAGACCUGCCUCUUAGACUUGGAGUAUGGCCUGCCCAUCCAGGUUCGUGAUGCAGGGCUGUCUUUUAAAGAUGACAUGCCCAAAUCAGAUGUCAACAAAGAAUACUACACACAGAAUAUGGAGCGAGAGAUCUCUAACUCUGAUGGAACACGGCCAGUCGGCAUGCUGGGGAAGGCCACAUCCACCAGUGACAUGCUGCUCAAGCUGGCCCGGACUACACCCUACUACAAAAGGAAUCGGCCCCACAUUUGCUCCUUCUGGGUGAAAGGGGAGUGCAAGCGAGGAGAGGAGUGUCCGUACAGACAUGAGAAGCCCACAGAUCCUGAUGACCCCCUUGCUGAUCAGAAUAUUAAAGACCGAUAUUAUGGAAUCAAUGACCCUGUGGCUGAUAAGCUUCUGAAGCGGGCCUCAACAAUGCCUCGUCUGGAUCCCCCAGAGGAUAAGACUAUCACCACACUGUAUGUCGGUGGUCUGGGGGACACCAUUACUGAGACAGAUUUAAGAAAUCACUUCUACCAGUUCGGAGAGAUCCGGACCAUCACGGUGGUGCAGCGACAGCAGUGUGCCUUCAUCCAGUUUGCCACGAGGCAGGCUGCAGAGGUGGCUGCCGAGAAGUCCUUCAACAAACUGAUCGUCAAUGGCCGCAGGCUCAACGUGAAAUGGGGAAGAUCCCAGGCGGCCAGAGGAAAAGAGAAGGAGAAGGAUGGAACCACAGACUCUGGGAUCAAGCUGGAGCCGGUUCCAGGACUGCCGGGAGCUCUCCCUCCUCCCCCUGCUGCGGAAGAAGAAGCCUCUGCCAACUACUUCAACCUACCCCCAAGUGGUCCACCAGCCGUGGUGAACAUUGCCCUGCCACCGCCCCCUGGCAUCGCCCCACCCCCACCCCCAGGUUUUGGGCCCCACAUGUUCCACCCGAUGGGACCACCCCCUCCUUUCAUGAGGGCACCAGGACCAAUCCACUACCCUUCCCAGGACCCUCAGAGGAUGGGAGCACAUGCUGGCAAGCACAGCAGCCCCUAGCACACCAGCACGCCGGCAUCUGGAAGAAAGGGCACUUGAGCAUCCCUGUACCUCUCGGAAUAAGUCUAUUUCCUUCCCUUGUAGUUUCCACGGUAGCUGAAUGUGUUCAGAUGUGGGCAGUCGGAGGCCGACGGCCAUGCCUUCCUCCACUUACUGCAAGGACCAGUGAACUCAAAUGAGCUGCCGUUCACACAUCUGGUUACUGCUCUAACAUGACUAAUCAAACCUGUGCCUGUUCCUCCCACCUGGAUGGGGACACACGGAUGAGUGCAUUGGAAUGUCCACGGAGUCACCCUCCCAUGUGUAUGUUUAUUUUGUAUCUUUUCUGGGCGGGGGAAAAAUUGACCUGCAGCAAAAUACGCCCUUUGACCAUUUUUAUGUCCACUGGACAUUUUCUUUUUUAUCAUCUAAAAAAAAGAUUACUAGUACUAAUCAUCGUAGUGGCCUAAGUGUGAUCGAACUCCUGUGAGUCACACCUUCAGAAAGACAAGUAGAAACCAGCACAGCCCAGCUCCUUUCCUUCCCAUGGAUUCCUAGGGGAAUCUGACGGAUGGUUCUACUUUCGCCACCAAAAAAAGACAAAAAUAGCUUUUCCUUCCUGUCAGUUGGAUGGAAACACAGAUUUCAUGGGACUGAACCCUUGAAGAAACCUCGUUUCUGGGAUGAGAAUAUUUUAAAGAACUUCUGGUAAAACAUUUUAUUUCCCAACUGAAAUGAGCAACGUUGGCACGUGUCUGGGGGGAAGAUUCAGUGCCCAGCAGGAAGGCACAUCCUCAGCCUUCGCCUUGGGCAUCUUCAGUGUCUUGUGAUUCCCUGCUUCUGUUUGGUCUUAGGAUGUAUGGAUAGACUGAAUUGUAGGUGGCAAAGGAAAUUUGAUGUUAUGUUGGGGUUUUUUUGUUUGUUUGUUUUUAAAGAAUUAAAACGGGUCAAUUUUCCAAA